Messenger RNA from Myotis davidii, 3462 nucleotides. Its product is annotated as zinc finger protein 585A-like. Gene Ontology annotation, molecular function: DNA-binding transcription repressor activity, RNA polymerase II-specific. NCBI's taxonomy places the organism in Eukaryota, Metazoa, Chordata, Mammalia, Chiroptera, Vespertilionidae. The record is from RefSeq and is a predicted model, not a curated record. Bases 868 to 3462 code for a protein of 864 amino acids. Gene Ontology annotation, biological process: negative regulation of transcription by RNA polymerase II. The transcript has 2 exons.
CUCAUCACUCUGAUCCUGCCAUCUUGCUGAUAUCACUCACCUUGGUCUUUUGACUGUGAUCUCAUUUGUCCUUUGGUGUUCUACCACAAUAUUGACCCUCCAUGUUCUUUGCAUUAUUAAUCCCAAGCAAUGCCUCAAAUGGGAUUGAAGGGAAAGAAUCAUUUGUGCAUCACAGAAGAAACACGACUUUAUGAAUGACACUGUGGACCCCAGGUGAUCUUUCUUUGGGGAAAGGUCAUUGGGGAGGAAUUCAUGACAGGGGUUUGUUACGUGCAUAGCGAGAAACCCAGUGUUUUGUUACAGUUGCCCAUUCCUCACACAAUUAUGCUUUUUUGUGCUUAUUGUUGAUACGUUGCCAACUAUUUAGUUCUAAUUAUGAUCAUUUCUACUUAGAUUCCCAGCUCACGGAUAACCUUAACCUCCCUGGACUUUGUACCUCUGCCUCUUUCACAGGUCUCUCUGUACUGCAAGCCAACAUUGGUCCAUGCAUGCAGCACUUUGGAGAGCACACGUGUUAUUAUAUUGAAGUUGUAUAUCCUGUGAUCUAAUAAAAUUAUUUUUUAUGGCUCUGAGCAGCUUAAAAUUAUUCCACACAGACUCACACGGUCAGAAUGUAAGGUCUUAAAGGAAGCCAUUUGUGCAAGAACAAUGAAUAGAGCCUUCCUCUCUUCUUUGUAUCGACUGAUAUGCUUCUGUCCCUCUCUUGGUUAGAUUUCUAGUAUCGACUGACGUUUGGGGCCAUGUUAUUUAUAAAAGCAAUAUCCUCCCUGUCUAAGUCACUCAUCUUGAAAAUCAUUCUAUGCAAUCAUGCCUAGUCAUGACUGUUAAUCAUUUGUGGUGAAGAUAUUCUGUUUUCAUAAGGUCAACAUGUACCUCACCAGCAUUUCCUUUUAUACAGGUUGCUGUUGUGGAGCAGAGAAUGUUGAGGCACUGACUGAGCAGAACGUUUCUGUUAAAGUGUCACAGGCAAGAAAUGUCAAGGUAGCCUUGUCUUCCCAGAAGAGCCACCCCUGUGAGAGUUGUGGGCCCGUCUUGGGAAACAUUUUCCACGUGAUGGAGCUGCAGGGAACGCAACACGGACAGAUACUGUUGAGGUGUGGUUCGUGUGCAAAACGGUUUUACUUCAGUGUUAAAUUUCAUCAGCAGCAUGUGAGAGAGAAGACUUUCAUUAGAGGUGUGGACAGGAUCUCACUUGCAAACAGCUGCAAUUUCAAAGUGUCCCAGAAUCGUUUCACCUGCAGAAAAGUUGGGCAGGGUUUCCUUACCAGAUCAGGAAGUCUCCACCUAACGGCUCCUCAGACCAUGGACAGUCCCAAUGCUAUUUCAACACGUGGAACGAUGUUUCAAAGGAGAGAAAAUGGUUACACCAGGAAUGAAUGUAAGGAUGACAUUAGUUGCACCCACAUGUUUAUUCAGGAAAACAGUGUCCAUGUUGGAAAUCGAUGUUUUGUGUGCUCUGAAUGUGGAAAAUCUUUUACAACUAACUCUCACCUUCAUAAUCAUCAGAGAGUUCAUACGGGAGAAAAGCCUUAUAAAUGCUGUGAAUGUGGAAAGUCUUUUACACAUAGCAUUGGUCUCCAGUAUCAUCAGAGAGUUCACACAAAUGCUGUGAGUGGAAAGUCUUUUACACAUAGCAUUGGUCUCCAGUAUCAUCAGAGAGUUCACACAGGAGAAAAGUCUUAUCAAUGCAGUGAAUGUGGAAAAACUUUUACAAGUACCAGAGGUCUCCAAUAUCAUCAGAGAGUUCACACUGGAGAAAAGCCUUAUCAAUGCAGUGAAUGUGGAAAAACUUUUACAAAUACCAGAGGUCUCCAAUAUCAUCAGAGAGUUCACACUGGAGAAAAGCCUUAUCAAUGCAGUGAAUGUGGAAAAACUUUUACAAGUACCAGAGGUCUCCAAUAUCAUCAGAGAGUUCACACUGGAGAAAAGCCUUAUCAAUGCAGUGAAUGUGGAAAAACUUUUACAAGUACCAGAGGUCUCCAAUAUCAUCAGAGAGUUCACACUGGAGAAAAGCCUUAUCAAUGCAGUGAAUGUGGAAAAACUUUUACAAGUACCAGAGGUCUCCAGUAUCAUCAGAGAGUUCACACGGGAGAAAAACCUUAUAAAUGCAGUGCAUGUGGCAAAUGUUUUAUUACUAAGACCCACCUUCGUAGUCAUCAGAAAGUUCAUACUGCAGAAAAGCUUUAUAAAUGUAGUGAAUGUGGGAAAUCUUUUAACACGUGCACUGAUCUUUGUCUUCAUCAGAGAGUUCACACUGGAGGAAAGCCUUAUAAAUGCUGUGAAUGUGGAAAGUCUUUUACACGUAGCAUUGGUCUCCAGUAUCAUCAGAGAGUUCACACAGGAGAAAAGCCUUAUCAAUGCAGUGAAUGUGGAAAAACUUUUAAAAAUGCCAGAAGUCUCCAAUAUCAUCAGACAGUUCACACUGGAGAAAAACCUUAUAAAUGCAGUGCAUGUGGGAAAUGUUUUAUUGCUAAGACUUACCUUCGUCGUCAUCAGAGAGUUCAUACUGGAGAAAAGCCCUAUAAAUGCAGUGACUGUGGAAAAUCUUUUACUGCUAGGUCUACGGUAAAAUAUCACCAGAGAAUUCACACUGGAGAAGAGCCUUAUAAAUGCAGGGAAUGUGGGAAAACUUUUUCAAGUAUCAAGGGUCUCCAGUAUCAUCAGAAAGUUCACACUGGAGAAAAACCUUAUAAAUGCAGUGCAUGUGGCAAAUGUUUUAUUACUAAGACCCACCUUCGUCGUCACCAGCGAGUUCAUACUGGAGAAGAGCCCUAUAAAUGCCGUGAAUGUGGGAAAUCUUUUAACACAUGCACUGAUCUUUGUCCUCAUCAGAGCAUUCACUCUGGAGAAAAGCCUUAUAAAUGCAGUAAAUGUGGAAAAUCUUUUAAACGUAGUGGUGGUCUCCAAUUGCAUCUCAGAGUGCACACUGAAGAAAGACCUUAUCUCAGCAGUGAAUGUGGGAAGUCUUUUAUCACUAGCUCUGAACUUCAUUGUCAUCAGAAAUAUACUGGGGAAAAUCUUUAUAAGUGCAGUGAAUGUGGAAAGUAUUUUAAAAGUCGCAGUGGUUUCCAAUAUCAUCAUCAGAGCGUUCACACAGGAGAAAAGCCUUAUCAAUGCAGUGAAUGUGGGAAAUGUUUUAUUACUAAGACCCACCUUCGUAUUCAUCAGAGAGUUCAUACUGGAGAAAAGCCUUAUAAAUGCAGUGCAUGUGGGAAAUGUUUUAUUACUAAGACCCAACUUUGUAUUCAUCAGAGAGUUCAUACUGGAGAAAAGCCUUACAAAUGCAGUGAAUGUGGGAAAUCUUUUAUCACUAAAAGCGACCUUCAGAGUCAUCAGCGAAUUCAUACAGGAGAAAAGCCUUAUAAAUGCAGUGAAUGUGGGAAAUCUUUUAUCACUAAAACCUGCCUUCGUAGUCAUCAGCGAGUUCAUACAGGAGAAAAGCGGGACCUCGUGACUGUGUGA